AUGUAUGCUGUGAGUGUUAGUGAUGAUGGUGACUGUUACCGGUGCUUUCCGCCCGACCCGGGCAUUGGUACUGCUGUGUCAGGUGCCAGUGAGGCUGCUGCUCUAGGUGCCAGUGCGUCUGUGCUCUCACGUGCUAGUGAGUCUGCCCUCUCAGGUACUGUGUCGGCUUCUGCCUCCCACACCUUCACCCUUGACUCUGGGGCGUCUCGCUCCUUCUUUCGGGACCGCACCACUCUCACGCCGCUUAGUCGGCCUGUUGCGGUGUCCCUGGCUGACCCCUCUGGGGGUCCUGUCCUGUCUCGUUUCUCCACAGUCCUCCCGUGUCCGGCGGCUCCCUCUGGCACCCUGACUGGUCUUUACCUCCCCUCGUUCUCUACGAACCUGGGCCCUGGCCCUGCCUGUGUCCCCUGUGUCGAGGGGCGCCAGCGUGCUGCCCUUCACUCCUCCCAGUUUCUUCCAUCAGAGGCUCCGUUGCAGACACUUCACAUGGACGUGUGGGGCCCUGCCCGCGUCCGUGGACUCGGUCACGAGCGCUACUUCCUGUUGGUGGUUGACGACUACUCGCGUUACACCACAGUCUUCCCCUUGCGCAACAAGGGUGAUCUCACUGAGGUGCUGAUCGACUGGAUCCGCGCAGCUUGUCUCCAGCUCAGGCAGAGCUUUGGCUCGGACUUUCCUGUGUUGCGUCUGCACUCGGACAGAGGCGGAGAGUUCUCCUCUGGCCUUCUGCGUGCCUUCUGUCGUGCGCGAGGCAUCCGCCAGACCUUCACGCUUCCGGACUCACCGCAGCAAAAUGGGAUUGCAUAG
This is a messenger RNA of Closterium sp. NIES-65, 807 nucleotides long. Lineage: Eukaryota; Viridiplantae; Streptophyta; Zygnematophyceae; Desmidiales; Closteriaceae. The record is from the annotation of a GenBank genome assembly.